Pararge aegeria (speckled wood butterfly) is the source of this 3586-nucleotide messenger RNA. It is a transcript of the gene PolD1, whose product is annotated as DNA polymerase delta catalytic subunit. Gene Ontology annotation, biological process: DNA replication proofreading; DNA-templated DNA replication; base-excision repair, gap-filling. NCBI's taxonomy places the organism in Eukaryota, Metazoa, Arthropoda, Insecta, Lepidoptera, Nymphalidae. Gene Ontology annotation, cellular component: delta DNA polymerase complex. The record is from RefSeq and is a predicted model, not a curated record. Gene Ontology annotation, molecular function: 3'-5'-DNA exonuclease activity; nucleotide binding; DNA-directed DNA polymerase activity. Bases 275 to 3529 code for a protein of 1084 amino acids. The transcript is spliced from 2 exons.
ACACUGAAUACGAAAAGCCAUAAAUCAAAAGAAGAAGAAGACUACACGGAAGACAUGGCUAUACGGUGAUAUACCCAUGCCUUUUCCCUAUAGGACAGAACAAAGAAAAAAAAAUUAAGUUGACUUAUAUUUCUGUUUCUCUUUCGUAACUUUUAAAUUUAAUAAUUGAAUUUUGAUUUCAUUGAAGUAAUAAAUAGUUUUAACGUAAUUCAUUUCAGAAACAGAAAAUUGGCGGGAAUAUUCUUUCAAUUACACGAAAUCGGAAGUUUUUAUCAUGGAUAAGAAAAAACAAUUCAAAGCUCCUCCUCCAAAACGGUUUAAAUCAAACGAUGAUGACGACGAAAAUGAAAUGCCCUGUAGUUUUGAAGAUCAGCUCGCAGGAAUGGAGAGUGAAUUCGAUUCGCCACAAAUAUUCGGUGAUGGGCCUGAGAACCAGAGUACAAAUGUGAAGUGGUCAAGACCGGCUCCUCCUGACUUUAACUCUAAAAAGGAUGCAUUAAUUUUUCAACAACUUGAUAUUGAUCAUUACAAUGGACAACCAUUACAAGGUAUGCCUGGAUCCCAGUUAGGUCCUAUCCCAAUAAUGAGGAUGUAUGGAGUUACAAUGGAAGGUAAUUCAGUUUGCUGCCAUGUUCAUGGCUUCACACCGUAUUUUUAUGUAACUGUUCCUACCAAUUUUGAUGAGUCAUCAUGUCACACACUCAAAACUAAUUUAAACAAAGCUGUUCUCGAGGAUCUACGAUCUAAUAAGGAUAACAUUAAGGAAGCUGUUUUAGAAGUCAGAUUAGUGAAAGCAAAGUCAAUAAUGUAUUACAAAGGAGAAAAUAUAAACACCUUUGCAAGAAUAUCAGUUGCAUUACCAAAAUUAAUAGCGGGUUCUAAGAGACUCAUUGAAAGACAACCACCCACAUUUGGUUUAUCUGAUCCCUCAUUUUAUGAAACUAAUAUUGAUUUUGACAUUCGAUUUAUGGUUGAUACAUCUGUUGUUGGCUGCAGUUGGAUAGAACUGCCUGCUGGAAAAUGGUUUAUGAGAUCUAAAAAUAACCAAUCAAAACCAGAAUCUCGAUGCCAAAUCGAAGUAGAUGUUGCUUGGAAUGCAUUCAUAGCCCAUCAACCUGAAGGAGAGUGGCUUAAAGUAGCACCAUUUAGAAUUUUGAGCUUUGACAUUGAAUGUGCUGGUAGAAAAGGUGUAUUCCCAGAGCCAGAUAAAGAUCCUGUCAUCCAAAUUGCCUCAAUGGUAAUCAGACAAGGUGAUAGUGAACCAUAUUUAAGAAAUGUAUUUACAUUAAAUACCUGCGCUCCGAUUGUAGGGUCACAAGUGAUAAGCUUUCAAUCUGAAUCAGAAAUGUUGAGCAAAUGGUCAGACUUUUUCCGUGAGUUGGAUCCUGAUAUCAUUACAGGAUAUAAUAUUAGUAACUUUGACUGGCCUUAUCUUAUAAAUCGUGCUAAACAUUUAAAAGUAGAAAAUUUUGAUUUUUUGGGUAGAAUUAGGAAUAUCAGAUCUGUUAUUAAAGAUUCAAUUUUACAAUCAAAACAAAUGGGUAGAAGAGAAAAUAAAAGUGUAAACUUUGAAGGCAGAGUUCCAUUUGACUUAUUACUUGUUCUUGUCAGAGACUAUAAACUGAGAUCUUAUACAUUAAAUGCUGUAAGUUUCCAUUUUCUUCAUGAGCAAAAAGAAGAUGUUCAUCACAGUAUAAUAACAGAUUUACAGAAUGAGAGUGAGCAAACAAGAAGACGGCUAGCAAUGUACUGCCUUAAAGAUGCUUAUUUGCCACUUAAGCUGUUGAAUAAACUUAUGUGUAUUAUAAAUUAUAUGGAGAUGGCUAGGGUGACGGGGGUUCCUUUACUGUGCUUGUUAACAAGAGGGCAGCAGAUCAAAGUAGUGAGUCAACUUUUACGAAAAGCAAAGGAAGCUGGCUAUUUAAUGCCUGUUCAUCAAGGCCAAGGUUCGGAUGAUCAAUUUGAAGGAGCAACAGUUAUUGAACCAAAGAAAGGUUAUUAUUCUGAUCCUAUAUCCACACUGGAUUUUGCAUCUCUAUACCCAAGCAUAAUGAUGGCACAUAAUUUGUGCUAUACAACACUGGUACCACCUUAUUUACAAAAAGAAAUAAAUGUUAGUUCUGAUGAUAUGACUGUAACACCUACUAAUAACAUGUUUGUUAAAGCUAGUGUCAGAAAGGGAUUACUGCCAGAAAUUUUAGAAUCCUUACUUACAGCAAGAAAGAAAGCAAAAGCAGACUUGAAAGAAGAGAAGGAUCCAUUAAAACGCUCUGUACUUGAUGGACGCCAGUUAGCUUUAAAAAUAAGUGCAAAUUCAGUAUAUGGGUUUACUGGUGCCCAAGUAGGAAAAUUACCAUGUUUAGAAAUAUCAGGUAGUGUCACAGCAUAUGGAAGAACUAUGAUAGAGUUCACUAAAUCUGAGGUAGAAAAAAAAUACACAAAAUCAAAUGGCUACAAAGAAGAUGCCAUUGUUAUUUAUGGCGAUACAGAUUCUGUAAUGGUAAGGUUUGGUGUUAAAACUAUAGAGGAAAGUAUGGACCUAGGAAGAGAAGCAGCUUCAUUUGUAACCGCUCAGUUUGUAAAGCCCAUAAAACUUGAGUUUGAAAAAGUGUAUUAUCCAUAUUUGUUAAUUAAUAAGAAAAGGUAUGCAGGACUUUAUUUUACAAGACCAGAUAAAUAUGACAAAAUGGACUGUAAGGGCAUUGAAACAGUGCGUAGAGAUAAUUCCCCUCUAGUUUCAAACAUGAUGAAUACAUGUCUACAAAAGCUAUUAAUUGAUAGGGAUCCUGAUGGUGCUGUAAAUUAUGCUAAACAAAUUAUAUCUGACCUCCUGUGCAAUCGGAUUGAUAUAUCCCAACUUGUAAUAACAAAAGAAUUAACUAAAAACGAUUAUGCAGCUAAGCAAGCACAUGUGGAACUAGCUGCUAAGAUGACAAAACGUGAUGCAGGUACUGCUCCAAAGUUAGGUGAUAGAGUGCCAUAUAUUAUAUGUAGUGCAGCAAAAAAUACUCCUGCAUACAUGAAAGCAGAAGAUCCUAUUUAUGUGUUGGAAAAUAGCAUACCUAUUGAUUUCAAUUACUAUUUAGAAAAUCAGUUAUCUAAACCACUUCUUAGGAUUUUCGAACCAAUUCUUGGCGAGAAAGCAGAAUCUUUACUUCUGAAGGGUGAACACACAAGAACAAAAGCUAUGGUAACAUCAAAAGUUGGUGCUUUAGCAGCCUUCACAAAAAAGAAAGAGAAAUGUAUAGGAUGCAAAACAGUGAUGCCAAAUGACACCAAAAAAGCAUUAUGUAAUCACUGCUUAAACAAAGAAGGGCAAUUAUAUAUUACAGAGGUAUUUAAGUUGAGACAACUCGAAGAAAAGUUUUCAAAACUUUGGACAGAAUGUCAGAGAUGUCAAGGAAGUUUACAUGAAGAGGUACUAUGCACUAACAGAGAUUGUACUAUUUUUUACAUGAGAAAAAAGGUAGGGAUUGAGUUGGAUUCUCAAGAAAAAUCUGUCUUAAGAUUCGGCGAACCUAUUUGGUGAGAAUGUCUUAGGAUAGGUUUUAAAUUUAAAUAAAUACAAGAAUGCACAAAUAAAAGA